Eucalyptus grandis is the source of this 1157-nucleotide messenger RNA. Its product is annotated as zingipain-2. The transcript has 2 exons. Bases 1 to 1071 code for a protein of 356 amino acids. The record is from RefSeq and is a predicted model, not a curated record. Gene Ontology annotation, cellular component: lysosome. Gene Ontology annotation, molecular function: cysteine-type endopeptidase activity. NCBI's taxonomy places the organism in Eukaryota, Viridiplantae, Streptophyta, Magnoliopsida, Myrtales, Myrtaceae.
AUGGAGCUUCGUUUGAUUUCGAGGAACCUCAGCCCAACCCUUUUCGUCGUGUGGAUUCUGUGUGCACGUCCCGGCGCGUUUCCGGGCGAUCACUUGUCUCUGAAGUCCGACCGGGCAAGCUUAAUGGAAGACAGAUACGAGAGCUGGCUGGCAAGGUACAACCGGACGUACAAAAGCAGAGCCGAGCGACUGCUGCGGUUCCAGAUUUAUCAGGCCAACGUCUUGUACGUCGACUUCAUCAACAGGCUACCGUUGCCGUUCAAGCUCACCGACAAUGGAUUCGCAGACAUGACGAACGUCGAGUUCAAGGCAACCUACCUGGGUUUUCACAGGAGGACGAACCGGAGGACUGAUAUGGAGACUAACAUUACCGACCAAACCGACGGAGACAUGCCGGCGAGUUUCGACUGGAGGAAGGAAGGCGCCGUAACUCCGGUCAAGGAUCAAGGCCAUCGGCAUGCUCCCUCUGCACGUUUAGGAAGUUGUUGGGCUUUCUCGGCGGUGGCGGCCGUCGAAGGCCUCAACCAGAUCAAGACGGGGAAGCUGGUGUCGCUGUCGGAGCAGGAGCUCAUGGACUGCGACGUCGGGAAGCACAACCAAGGCUGCAGCGGCGGAGAGAUGGACACCGCGUUUUCCUUCAUCCAACGCAACGGCGGCAUCACUUCCGAGUCCGAUUAUCCCUACCGAGGACGGGACGGAUCUUGCGACGCCGCCAUGCUCAGGAGUCACGCGGCCACGAUUAGCGGAUACGGCGAUGUGCCCCCCAACGAUGAGCGGAGCCUGCAAGCCGCGGUGGCUCGCCAACCGAUCUCCGUGGCCAUCGACGCGGGCGGACUGGAAUUCCAGCUAUACUCCAGGGGGAUUUUCACGGGCAUAUGCGGAUACGACUUGAAUCACGGGGUGGCGGCGGUCGGGUACGGAUCCGAGGGCUCGAGAAAUUAUUGGAUCGUGAAGAAUUCGUGGGGGCGCGACUGGGGCGAGGACGGCUACGUGAGGAUGCUCAAGGGUGCUCCAGAUCGGCGGGGCGUGUGUGGGAUCGCGAUGGACGCGAGUUAUCCCGUGAAGGGUUGAAAAGUAAACGUGCGGGGGAUUGGUGACAGGAGUCCUACGUUCUUCUUCUGCAUAGACUUAUAUUCAUGCGGUAUUAUCGUGUCAAA